Molecule: messenger RNA, 846 nt
Organism: Nipponia nippon (crested ibis)
Lineage: Eukaryota; Metazoa; Chordata; Aves; Pelecaniformes; Threskiornithidae
Source: RefSeq, a predicted model, not a curated record
AUGCGCUGCCCGCUGGCCUGCGCCGCGCUCAUGGGACUGCUCCUCGCCAGGACGAUGGCCUGGACUUCGAGCGGGAAGACACACCCGGAGCUGGUCAACAACCUCUACAAAAAAGGGAUAAUUAAAUCCCAGCGAGUCUUCGAUGUGCUGUUGGCCACUGACAGAGGUCACUACAUCAAAUACUUCCCAUACAUGGAUUCUCCCCAGUCUAUCGGAUACAAGGCUACGAUCAGUGCACCACAUAUGCAUGCCCAUGCACUGGAAUUGCUAAAGGAUCAGCUUGUGGAAGGUGCAAAAGCGCUGGAUGUUGGGUCUGGAAGCGGAUACCUUACCGCUUGCUUUGCCCGGAUGAUGGGCCCAACAGGGAAGGCUGUGGGCGUAGAGCACAUCAAAGAGCUGGUACAUGAAUCCGUCAGGAAUGUCCAAGAAGACGAUCCGACUCUGCUCAGCUCUGGCCGUGUGAAGCUUGUGGUUGGAGAUGGCAGGCAGGGAUACCCCGAAGAGGCUCCUUACGAUGCCAUUCACGUUGGGGCAGCCGCAGCCACUGUCCCGAAGGAGCUGCUGAACGAAUUGAAGCCGGGAGGUCGGUUAAUAUUGCCUGUUGGUCCCGAAGGCGCAAACCAAGUUCUGAUGCAGUACGACAAAACCAGCGACGGGCAGAUCAUCGAAACGCAGCUGAUGGGCGUGAUCUACGUUCCUCUGACAGAUAAGGAAAAGCAGUGGCCUCGGUAAAAAUUUGCUCUCCCUUGAGCAACGUUUCUUCCUCACAGCUGUCCCUGUGAGCUUGCUCUGCUUGACUGCUGGCUUUACUGACAGAGCCCUGGAUUCCUGGCAGAUGCUGUUUGU